Molecule: messenger RNA, 795 nt
Organism: Cantharellus anzutake
Lineage: Eukaryota; Fungi; Basidiomycota; Agaricomycetes; Cantharellales; Hydnaceae
Exons: 4
Coding region: 1-795 (264 amino acids)
Source: RefSeq, a predicted model, not a curated record
AUGAUCACACACAUUGCCACACCAACUAUUGUGACAACAGAAGCAUUCAAUGCUUCAAUCCCAACACAUUUUACAGUUGACCGAAUCCCAGGUCUCUGGAGUAAUCUAUCAUUCUCUUUGCAGCCCACCAAUGACAUAGUGGAUGUUCUUGAAGCCACUCCAUGUGUACUGGGCUACAGUGGAUUUGGUGUCAAUAAUAUACUUGGCUGGAAUCAAAUUAUCCUUUUUGGUACUCUCAAAUCACCAGAAUAUGAAGGGGGAACCUUCCAUGAUCCAUUUGCAACACAGUACAAUGUGUCAUGCAAUGUAAUUCCUCAAUCAGAAGAGAAUCCAUACACUGGUAAUUUGUGGCUUAUGGAUAAUGAUACCAGCCACUACUCCCUGUCCAUGAAUUUGACUACUUGUGUUAACCUGUACCCUGGUUCAAGCAUGGUGUAUACUUGGGGGCCCCCAGGCCUUGAUUUUUUGCUUGAACAACCAACAAGUCAAAAAGAGAAUGAGUCAUCUACCCCAGUCUUCCCUGUUCCAGAUAUUCUUGCCUCACUCGAGCCAUCUCAAUCUCAAUCUUCCCAUACUGGAGUAUUUCCCAUGGUUUUCAUCUCAGGGAGUCCACAUGCCCUUGUAGAGGGUGGUGUCAUAUCCAUCCCUGGCCAACGACUUCCGAUCCCUCCGAUCCCUCCAGUCUACCUCUGCUCCUUCUUCACCAACCUUGGAGCUCCCAUAUUCCAUGAUCCCCUCGGUACCCCUCGAUGGUCACCACCCCCUCCUUUCAAUUUAUUACCUAUGCCUCCCUAA